AUUUACACACUCGCGAGGUGUUUUUCGGUAGCUCAUAAUGUGACAUGGCUGCCGCCUGUAACUUCCAUGUGGUGUUUAUUUGAUCACAGUUGAUUGGGCCAUUAUUAACUUUUUAUCGUUAAUUUCAUUGUAUCAAAUUAGCGCGGGUAAUGCGUAAUUUCAUUGUAUAAAAUUAUCGUAAAUGAUAAAGUGAAGACCAUCCAAACAAGCAGCCAAAAUGCAACACGACGACGUUAUAUGGGACCUUAUCGGCAAUAAGAGUUUUUGUUCCUACAAAGUAAAAACGAAAACUCAACAGUUCUGUCGAAAUGAAUACAACAUCACAGGCCUUUGCAAUCGACCCUCUUGUCCUCUUGCCAACAGUCAGUAUGCUACUGUAAGAGAGGAGAAAGGCCAGUGUUAUCUUUACAUGAAAGUUAUUGAGAGAGCAGCAUUCCCUGCCCGCAUGUGGGAGAAGGUGAAACUUGAUAGAAAUUAUGCCAAGGCUUUGGAACAGAUUGAUGAGAACCUUAUCUAUUGGCCGCGGUACAUCCGACACAAGUGCAAACAGCGCUUGACGAAGAUCACGCAGUAUCUAAUUCGAAUCCGCAAACUCACACUGAAACGACAGAGAAAACUGGUUCCACUUAGUCGAAAAGUAGAGAGACGAGAAAAGAGGAGGGAGGAAAAAGCCCUUAUUGCUGCUCAGCUGGAAAAUGCUAUAGAAAAAGAACUGCUAGACCGUCUAAAACAAGGAACAUAUGGAGACAUAUACAACUUCCCCAUCCAUGCCUUUGAUAAAGCUAUGGAAAAACAGGAUGAGGAGACUGAAUCAGAAUCAGAGGAAGAGGAAGAUGAAGAGGUGUCUGGGUCGAGAGAAUUUAUUGCUGAGGAUGAGUUUGAAGAGAGUGAUCUCAGUGAUUUUGAGGAUAUGAACAACCUGAAGGGAAGCAGUGAUGAAGAAGAGGAUGACGAAGAGGAAUCCAGUGAGGAAGAAUCGGAAGAAGAGUUGGAGGAAAAGAUCAAGGCCAAAACGAAAGGAAAAGCUCCACUCAAAGGCCCAAUCAGGAAAAAGCGUGCCUAUGUAGAGAUAGAAUACGAAGAAGAGACGGAACCAGCUCAGAAAAGCAAGGCCACAUAGAGACUUAACUGAUGAUCACACCAACCGUAGUAACUCUCCAAAAAUUUUAAUGUGGUGGAAUUGUUCGUACAUUGACCCGUUUCAUCUGUGCUUAUGCUGUUGCAAAGCAUCACAUCCAUUGUAUGUUUGGGUCAACUUUGACCCAUAUUCAUAGUUAUAAACUUUAUUUGAAAUGGCAUAUAUGCAGGCUAUAUAUUUUAGUGCCUGUUCGUUUUUUCUUGCUGGAGUUCUGAGGAAAAACAUUUCUACGUUUAUAUUAGUGCUUUUGUUUGUUUGAAUGCAUGUUUUAGUUACAUCUCAUACACCCACCAGCAAUUAAACUGCAGACCAUUAGAAAACAUUACUACUGUCAGACUGCCAAUAGUAAAAAUGCUGUUAAUUUGAAAGAAUUUACUGCAAAGAGAAAAAUUAGGGGGAAAGUCCCAACCAAGAUGUUCUCAAUGUCCAAAGAGAUAAAGAUUUGUUAACUUUAAAACCAUGAAAUUAAUAUUAAUUUGGUGAGUAUUAUCAGGUUGUAAUUUUGAUGUUGCCUAGAAUCCAUCCAGCUGCAAGAGACUUGAGACUUUACCAGCAAUGGAGAAAAUAAUGACUAAAAUGCAUGUUUGAGCUGUUUUAACUGAAAGCAACUUGCACUGACAUCUUAAAAUGUCACUGUCAUUGUUUUGUCUCAAGAUAAACACCAGCAAUGUUUUUUUUUCUUUUCUAAGGAACAUUUAUAAAAGCUACCUAGUACCUAAAUGUCCUAACUGAACUAAGGCCAAUCCAUCUAAGCCCUGUCUGUGAACACUCAGAUUUUAGUUUUUCAAAGAAAGUGUUUUAUUUCUCACAUCUUUUUAUACCGAUUUCAAUCUGACAGGUUUGUUAAAUAGUUUGCCAGGUCUUUUUAGGUAAAUGUAAACCCUACUUAAAGAGGUUCUACAUUAAGCAAGUCAAAUUUCUCAUGCAAUAUGGGGAGGAAAAAAAAUCUUUCUGAAGAUAAAAUGCAUGAAAAGGUGCAAUGUCUUGCAAAAGGCGUGAAAACUGAUUUUAAAUUCAAAUUAAUUUAUCAAAAUAUUUUAUGUGAUUUAAAGAACUCGGUCAGAACUUUAAAUCCUAUUGAACAAGCAUUUCACCGGCUGAAGAGGAGACCAAAGGCAGAAACUCCCCAAAACAAGCAACCAUUGAAAAUGGCUUUAUUAAAGGCCUGGAAAAGCAUUUCAAAGUGUCAGACCAAGAGUCUGGUGAUGUCUAUGGUUCACAGACUCGCUCCUGUGAUUGCUUGCAAGAGAUUUACAAUUAAAUAUUAGCCUAUAUUUGCUUUAAGUUAAACUGUCCCGAUACUUAUGUUCUUCUUAGUUUGAAACAUUUUGUGUUGAAACAGCCAAUAAUAAAAUGUGACAUUCUGUA
This is a messenger RNA of Megalobrama amblycephala (Wuchang bream), 2506 nucleotides long. It is a transcript of the gene mak16, whose product is annotated as MAK16 homolog (S. cerevisiae). The coding region runs from base 218 to 1120 and encodes 300 amino acids. Gene Ontology annotation, biological process: maturation of LSU-rRNA; maturation of 5.8S rRNA. The transcript is spliced from 10 exons. The record is from RefSeq and is a predicted model, not a curated record. Gene Ontology annotation, cellular component: nucleolus; preribosome, large subunit precursor. Lineage: Eukaryota; Metazoa; Chordata; Actinopteri; Cypriniformes; Xenocyprididae.